Molecule: messenger RNA, 2357 nt
Organism: Ipomoea triloba (trilobed morning glory)
Lineage: Eukaryota; Viridiplantae; Streptophyta; Magnoliopsida; Solanales; Convolvulaceae
Product: subtilisin-like protease SBT5.3
Exons: 11
Coding region: 4-2292 (762 amino acids)
Biological process (GO): proteolysis
Molecular function (GO): serine-type endopeptidase activity
Source: RefSeq, a predicted model, not a curated record
UCAAUGGCUUUCUGCAUUGGCAACAUGAUGGAGGCUAAACACUUUCUCUUCUUCUUGUUAACAACAUUUUCACUGGCCACAGCGACCACCAACUCAAAGCAUUACAUUGUUUACAUGGGGCAUCACUCACACCACAGCUCAGAGUCUGCAAUCACAGCUAACCAUGAAAUUCUUGCUUCAGUUAAAGGAAGCUAUGAAGAGGCAAAAGACGCGGUGCGCCACCAUUAUACUAAAAGCUUUAGAGGUUUUUCUGCUAUGCUAACACCACACCAGGCUCGAAAGCUUGCAGAAAGGGAUUCGGUUGUGUCUGUGUUUGAAAGCAGAACUAGAAGGAGUCACACGACUCGUUCAUGGAGAUUUCUCGGGGUAGGCUAUGGUGAAGAGCACAAUCGAGUGCAAAUGAAUAUUUCUACAGACAUAAUUGUUGGCAUCAUUGACUCAGGAAUUUGGCCUGACUCGAAGAGCUUCAACGAUUAUGGAUUAGGUCCCGUUCCUAAAAGAUUCACAGGAGAAUGUAUAACUGGCCAGAAUUUCACAUCCUCCAACUGCAAUAGAAAAAUAGUAGGAGCUAGGUUCUAUUCAGCAGGAUAUGAGGCAGAGAAUGGACCUCUGGAAUCAUUCAACCUUACCUUUUUCCGAUCAGCUCGAGAUAAUGAUGGCCAUGGAACCCACAUCGCAUCUACGAUUGCUGGAGCCAUGGUUUCCAACGCCAGCUUCUUCGGGAUGGGAGAAGGCACUGCAAGAGGAGGAGCACCGGGGGCGAGACUGGCAAUAUACAAGGCGUGCUGGUUCGACCUGUGCAGCGAUGCAGAUAUUCUUGCUGCCAUGGACGACGCAAUUCAUGAUGGCGUAGAUAUCUUCUCGCUUUCCUUUGGAGCUGAUCCACCCCAGCCCAUCUACUUCGAAGACGUAGUGUCUAUUGGAACUUUCCACGCAUUCCAGAAAGGCGUUUUCAUUUCUGCAUCAGCUGGGAACUCCUUCCUACCAAGUACUGCAGCAAAUGUUGCCCCGUGGAUACUGACUGUCGCUGCAAGCACAAUAGACCGCGAUUUACAUACCUACCUCCAGCUCGGGAAUUCAAUAGUAAUCAAGGGUAUCAGCGCAAAUCCUUCAACCUUGGAGAGGUAUUACAGUUUAAUAGCCGGGAGUGCAGCUGCAGCCCCUGGAAUCUCACCUGAAAAUGCAAGCUUUUGCAAGCCGAGUACCCUUGACCCUAAGCUAAUAACAGGAAAGGUUGUAGUCUGCAAACUUGAAGUGGUUUCUGAUAGCCGAAGAGCAAAAGGUGCAAUCGUAAAACAAGGAGGUGGUGUAGGAUUGAUACUAAUCGAUCCAUUUGCCAAUGAUGUUGCUUUUGAGUUCGAAAUUCCAGGCGUUGUGAUCAGCCAAGAAGCAAAAGAGCUUCAAUCAUACAUGACAAAAGAAAAGAAUCCAGUGGCUAAAAUAUUCAGAACAACGACAGUUCUUUUUACUAAGCCAGCACCAAAAAUAGCGUCGUUCUCAUCAAUGGGGCCAAAUUCCAUCACACCAGAUAUAAUUAAACCCGACAUAGCGGCACCUGGAGUGAACAUCUUGGCUGCAUGGUCUCCGGUGGCUACAGAUAUCUCAGCCGGGAAAUCAGUAGAUUAUAACAUAAUCUCUGGGACUUCCAUGGCCUGUCCACAUGCUUCAGCAAUCGCAGCUAUCAUAAAGUCGCAUCAUCCCUCGUGGAGCCCAGCAGCAAUAAAGUCUGCAAUCAUGACAACAGCUACAAGUCUAGAUAACACACAAUCCCAGAUCAUCAGAAACCCAAAGGGCACUCUAGCCUCACCUUUCGACUAUGGAUCGGGGCAAAUAAACCCAGUUGCGGCUAUUGACCCAGGGUUAGUUUAUGAUUUCGAUCAAAACGACAUUAUUGCAUUCCUCUGCAGCAUUGGUGGAAGCCCUGCUCAACUUAAAAAUGUCACCGGAGAAGUAGUUCAUUGCAACAGCACUCUGGCAGCACCCUAUGAUUUGAACUACCCAUCCAUUGGAGUCUCCAAGAUGAAUGGAGCAAUAUCGGUGCAAAGAAGAGUAACUUACUAUGGUAAUGGCCCAACUGUCUAUAACGCAGAAGUAAACUACCCAGAUGGUGUAAACGUUUCAGUAACUCCUAAGAUGCUCAGUUUUGCGAGAACUGGUGAGAUAAAAGCAUUCACGGUAACUUUCACACCAUACAGAACUAGCAACGGGAACUUUGUGUUUGGGGCUUUGGUAUGGAGUAAUGGAAUCCACAAGGUAAAAAGUCCCAUUGGCCUCAAUGUACUUUCUCUGUAAGAAAGACACUAAUAUAAUGCUGUAAUGCACUUGAGUUUCAGAUCAAUGAAUUUAAACAAUGCCAG